Messenger RNA from Ornithodoros turicata, 1181 nucleotides. RefSeq lists its product as uncharacterized. The record is from RefSeq and is a predicted model, not a curated record. The transcript has 3 exons. Gene Ontology annotation, molecular function: phosphatase activity. The coding region runs from base 79 to 1080 and encodes 333 amino acids. Gene Ontology annotation, biological process: dephosphorylation. Lineage: Eukaryota; Metazoa; Arthropoda; Arachnida; Ixodida; Argasidae.
AGUGAAAGAAAAUUAGGGCCGGCGUUGCCCAGCCCGUGACAUCCAGCACGCGCAACUAUAACAGAAGCGACCUCGUCCAUGGGCAAGUGGUUUUCCAAAGUGUCAAAGCGAGAGGAUAUACUUGUCGUUCCUUCCUUCGAAAUGUCGGCUCUGUUUGAUAAGAGAGAGACGUCGUACGAGUACGUGUUCGUGGUAUGCUGCCACGGCCAGAGGACUCCCCUUACGGAGUGCACCAACCUUCCGAAAGAGGAAUCCGAAGACUACGGACGCAUGACGGCCGCUGGCAGGGAGCAGACGGUGGAGAUGGGGCGUCGUCUCAGGAGCCGUUACUUGUCCAUCCUUACGGGACAACCGGGAGACGUCAUCGCUACGCACAACCAGAAUCCGUGCACUGAGGACAGCGUUCGCCUAAUAUUGGAGGGCUUGGAUAUUCCACCCACGACGCCCUUUAAAGACAACACGGACUACAUGGCCAUUUACGAGAAAUCUCUGGCGCAACAUUACGACACAAUCAUGGCAUCCGCAGGCCACGGUCGCUUCCGAACCAUCCAAAACAUGGUGGACUUCGUUCGCGAUCGCAUCGGUUCGCCCAGCACCAGCCAAAAUGCUACGCUGCUUUGCCUGGACAGCCUUCGGACUCACGUGGUGAACGGACACCCGAUGCCGGACUGGGCUGUCGCGGACUGGGACGAUAUCCUCUCCGCGGAUCGCAAGGUCUUUGAGAUGGCCCUGGAGGGGAUCGAGAAGCCACUGGCAGAGUACAUUCUAGGAGAGAUCCUCGACACGCUGGUGGUUAUGUACGAAAGGGGACACUUCAGGCAGGAUAAGAUGCACAUCUUCACUGUGUCGGACAUGAACCUGUUUGCCGUCCUGAAGCUGCUGAACAGGCUCUACGACUCGCGGCCAAACUUCGGUGCCGCACUCUUCAUCGAGGUCUUCCGGGACGCCGAAGGACUUCGAGUGCGAAUUCUGUUCGGCGGAGACGUGGUGCCCUUACCACUGCGUCUUGACCGACUUUCUAACCCGUGUCCUCUAGCGAAUUUCGUCGCCGAGAUCUCUCACCUUUUGGGCCGGCAGUGAAGUCAUUUUCUCCCUCCCUCGAUGGGGGUGACAUGGUGAACAGCACGCGCUUAUACCAAUACUAGUACGAAAAUAAAACAGGGUGGGAAGUACUGCCAUAA